UGGGGAUUGGCAACCCUAGGUCCCUGCCAAGGGUGUUAAGAGAACAAAGGCCACUCAAUUGCUCUUUGGACCUGGUUCCUUGGAGGAAAAUCUGCAUUUCCCAGGCAGUUCCUUUAAAGGUCUUGAGGUCGGCUCAGCCUCGUUAGACCGGGAAGGAUUAGUUCUUAAACCGCUCUUGGAAGAAGGAGACCGGGUGGGGCUCAGAGCUUGUUGGGUCUUCCUGGUGGACUGCUCAGGUGUGCAGGGGGAGAGAUGGCAGCCCGGUGGCUGUGGCUGAACUUGCUGGGCGUCUUGGCGGUGGCGGCAGUGCAGGAAUCCCUGCUGAACAUGUGCAUGAAUGCCAAGCACCAUAAAGAGAAACCUGGACUAGAAGACGCCCUUCAUAAUCAGUGUUCCCCGUGGAAAAACAAUUCCUGCUGCACAACCAACACCAGCCAGGAGGCGCACAACGAUGAGUCGUACCUGUACAACUUCAACUGGAACCACUGCGGCAUCAUGUCGAAGGAGUGCAAAAAGCACUUUAUCCAGGACACCUGUUUGUACGAAUGCUCACCCAACCUGGGGCCGUGGAUUAACCUGGCCGACAACUCUUGGCGCAAGGAGAGGAUCCUGAACGUCCCGCUCUGCAAGGAGGACUGCGAGCAAUGGUGGGAGGACUGCAAGGACCAGAUGACCUGCAAGGAGAACUGGCACAAAGGCUGGGACUGGUCCAGGGGAAGUAAUCGGUGUCCCUUGGGGAGUCCAUGCCGGCCCUGGACGCUCGUCUUCCCUGAACCCAAAGACCUGUGCGAGAAGAUCUGGAGCAGCUCCUACCAAUACACCACUUUCCGGAGGGGCAGCGGCCGCUGCAUCCAGAUGUGGUUUGACCCCACGCAGGGGAACCCCAAUGUGGCGGUGGCCAAGUACUACUCAAGAGCAGGGCGGGACUUGGCUGUCGGUCUGCCCCUGACAUUGCUCUUUCCUGUGCUCCUUUUCCUGCUCUCGGUGUAGCAAGGUGGACUCCGUGCUCCUCAAACGCCCACUUCGGAAUGCAUCCUUUGCAACGGGUAUUCCAGCUCCUCUGGUGUAGUGCAGGAUCGGAACCAUUACAGAUGGGCAGUUCUGUUGCAGCCUUCCUAGCGACCAAACCCAGCCGGGAAACCUUUCUUUUCUAAAUACCUCUCCUCCUAAACAUGGGGCUUUUCUACCUUCUGCCUGUUUCCCUUCCAAAAUGUCCACGCGGGGCUUUUAAUGGGAAGCAUUGGGGACCCCCUCGGAUAUCUAGGCAAACUGCGCUAUCCUAAAACUUAAGACAGGACCAGCGGCUGGAUCUUUAUGUGCCUCUCCGUUGUAGGGUUGAGAAGGCACUAACCUGAGCGCCAAGGCAAGGGAACAAAUAUUUGGGGAUUAGAGACAGAGCCGUUCCUCUGCUUCCAAAGGUGAAACCUUUCAGCUUGAGAAUUUAGGAAGGAACACUUGUCAAAGCGACGAGGGCAGCACAACCAGUCGAUAACCUUUGUUCUAGGUGUCCCCACCUUUGUGUGUGUCUCCCUGCUUCAUUGGCCGGCUUGAAGACUUCUUCAAAGGGGACACUUGGUGAAUCUUUUCUUUCCAAAUUCUGCUUACAUUUUUGCUUAUGGUGAUGGCUGCUUUGGGUAUAGAGGGAGCCGUUCUUUAAAGGAAGGCCUCUCUCUUGGCCCGGGAAUGGGGUUGCAGGUUAGUUAUCACUGUCAUUUUCGUGAGCUCCUUAAUCGGUGGUGGAGGGUCCUGCGGUGUCCACGAGUGAGAAGCCGAAUCCGCACAAUCACUUUGCUACCUCAUGGCUUAAUGAUGUAUUGGCGUUCACUAGACCAGGUGGCUUCCAGAGCAAAAUCAGAUUAAUUUUUCUUUUAAACAAAAGGGGCAAACACGGAGGUUGGGUGCAAGGAUCAGAACUUGCUACCCACCCUUGUAGCAACCAUGGUUUGUCAAACACUGUGUGGCUGGGAGCUUUUGCCAGACUGGGUGUUCUGGAACUUUGGACUGAGAAGUUACGUCUCUGCACGCUGCUCACGCUAAAUCCUGUUUUGUUCAUUGCUUUUCCACGGCAACUGCUUAGAGCUGGCAGAAGCAGUCUGGAUGUGGCCUUGGUCCCCGGGCAGGUAGGCACUGACGCACUUGGCUUCUCAUAGCUUGUGAGAAGGCAGCUCUGCUUUUCUUUUUGGGCAAAGUCCAGGGGAAACAGAGCCGAAUGUGCUGCCUUCAGCAAUGCCCAGCUGUGCUUCCUGGUUUUUCUUAAAGCCUUAACCAGCUUCAGGAAUCCAUCGAAGAACUGCGCUUUAGCAUCAUGCCGGAAUGUCCAGCGUCGCUCUGCGUUUGCGCUGCCUUCCGGUCCCCGUAUAAAACUUUGUGCGUGUUUCUUGGAAAUGAAAAGGAAUAAAGGUUGGAAAUUGCUUCGA
Molecule: messenger RNA, 2417 nt
Organism: Heteronotia binoei (common prickly gecko)
Lineage: Eukaryota; Metazoa; Chordata; Lepidosauria; Squamata; Gekkonidae
Product: folate receptor alpha-like
Exons: 5
Coding region: 253-990 (245 amino acids)
Cellular component (GO): external side of plasma membrane
Molecular function (GO): signaling receptor activity
Source: RefSeq, a predicted model, not a curated record